CCCACCAGCUGCAAAUCCUUGAAUACCGGCUCAAGCUGAUUGCUGUUAUCUAUUCUGGCAGCAUUUGCCUAGAUUGAAUUUCUUUGAUAUCCCUACAAAUAGGAUCAAUUCUAUUAUUUUGAUUACCGCUACUGUCGCAAAUCCUUCUAUUGCCACGACCGGCCUUUAGUGCCAGGUCGAAUUCGCUUUUCAAAAAGAAAACUACAUUUUAGUUUAGUGUAUAUAAGCCUGUUGGUUUAUUUGACUGCUGACUUGCUAAUAUAGCCACCGCUUGUGCCAUCAUCCUGUACGAAUAGAUAGCUAUUCACUCCGUUUUUAUAAUUGUCAAGCACGCUCAUAAUCUACAAGCCAAUGCCAACUGCUACACAUUAUGCAGCCUUGGCGCAAAAAGUUAUACUUGGGUCAUUGAGUUUAGAACGAAUAGUCAAGGUUCUUGAAAUCGAAGCGCUUGAAGAAUAUAGGCUUCCAUGGACUCCACCUGAAAAGAUCUUGACAGAAAAAUAUGUUCCUCCUGCUCUUGCAAUCACUUUUGGUGAACUUAGUUUCAACUCUUCGUUUAAUACAAUACUGAGAUCCAAACCAAAUGAUCAAGGUUUUACUAUUCAGCCAUCUCAGGCUGCCAACAUCCGUACUAAACUAAAGAAAGGCUUGCAUUUGCCUACACCUAUUGGUGAAGACUAUACCAUUCUAGACAAUUCGACUCCCACUGAGGCUGGAUCUCCAUUUUAUGUUGGCUCGCAUUUGGUUGAAGAAGGUGCAGAGUUAAAAUCAUCAAAAAUGUUUUCAAAACCCAAUGUUACAUCAAACAGUACGUGUACGAGCUUAACUGGCGAUAUUGCAUUAGUUAAAAAGGAUCGUCCUCACCCCAUUACUCCCAAGUCUCAGCUAUCUACUCCUUCUCAAACUUCCCCUACUACAUCUUCCAACAGUGAUGGGCAAUGUCCACCCACUCCCGUAUCAACUACCCCUGCACCAUUCAAUUGGCAAAAUCUCCGCAGAGAUACUGCGACUUCAUCUGUGAAAUCUAGUGCUGCAUCGGCUCAUCAUGCAUCCUCCUCGAUGCAUCAAUUGGUCAAGCCUAAAACAGCACUUUCUCAAACUCAUUCUACUCUGACCAAUACGUAUCAUGAGGCUCGAGCCGUUUUGGACAGCAAUCCCAACUAUCAAGGAAAACUCAUUCGUCCUCGCGGUCUCAAGAAUGGUGGAAACAUGUGUUUUAUGAACGCAAUUCUGCAGCCGCUCAUUCACUGUCCACCUUUUUAUAACUUUCUCAAAAUGUAUGAAAAUAUUUUCAAGCAUUCAUUUAAAAGCACAACUCCUCUGAUAGACUCUAUGCUUCAACUUCUCAACGAAUUCAAAGAAGAAGAGCCAAACACCAUACCACUCCCUCCAGCUACAAAAGACUAUCGCCCAUUUGUUGGAGAAUAUGUGUAUGAUGUUCUUCGAAAAUCAAAGCACAUUGAGUCUCAAAAAGGCAGACAAGAAGACGCCGAAGAGUUCCUUGGGUUUCUGUUAGAGGGACUUCACGAGGAACUGCUACGCGUUGAUAAUGCGCAAGAAAAAGCUCGUGAGAGUCGUAGCAUGGACUCACAUAGACUAUCCAAUGGCAUGAUUGCUCCUCAGACUACUUCACCUACUCGUGGGGCUAUUGUUGAUGGUGAAUGCACGAUCACAGCCGAUACGUGGAUGGAAGUAGGUAAAAAGAAAAAAGUUCAGCCUACUCGCACUGUUCAAGUCAAAACCACUGCUAUUGCACGUAUCUUUGGAGGCCAAAUGCGAUCUGCUGUCAAGAGUUUUGGUAGCAAGGACUCGACUACAUCAGAGCCUUUUCAGGCACUACAACUUGAUAUUACUUCGCCUACUGUCAACACGAUUGAGGAUGCUUUGAGAGAGCUUACUCUUCCCGAAGUUAUUGAAGGCUACACGAGUUCGGAACAUCCCGACGUUAGCUCGAAUGCGACCAAACAGACCUUUUUGGAGGUUCUACCUGCUGUAUUAAUCCUGCACUUGAAGCGAUUUGUUUAUGAUAGUGUGGGUGGUACUCUAAAGGUCUCCAAGCACAUUGCAUAUUCGACCGAACUUAAAAUCUCGACCGACAUCUUGGCUCCCUCUGUACGAGCCACUCAGAAUAAUACAAAGUAUCACUUGUUUGCAAUUGUAAACCAUCAUGGUAAGCGUGCUGCAGGAGGACAUUAUACCUGCGACGUACUACGACAGAAUGAAUCGUGGCUUCAUAUUGAUGAUAGUGACAUUAGCAUGACUACAGCCAAGGCAGUCACAUCAGAGCGUCGCGACGGGCAACCUUAUAUGUUAUUUUUUGCCAAGAGUUGAAUGACUACAAGCAAAUGAUUUUCUAAAUGGGUGCUUUUUGCGUAUUUUUAAUGUCUUGUCGACCAUUGUAUAGCAGAACUUGCUGGUUUUACCAAUGUUGAUCUGUUGAUGAUAUUUUGAUAGUGUUACUUUGUUGGGAUUUAAUCUUAAACUUUCUUUAUUUCAACAUCUAUAUUCCCCUUUUUUGAUCGUUAUGUCUGCAUGGUUUCAUAUUUUAUGCAACUGGAUGGGUGGGCUGAGGCUGGAUAGAUUCUUAAAUUAGAUCAAGAAGUUACUAUCAUUUAAAUGGACAAUUUACAUGGUAAAAAGGUUAUUGGUCUGCAGUUAGUUUCCUCUGCCGGGUUUAAAAUUGCGUGGUUAAACUAGCCUCUUGUUCUUUGUAUUGUUUUUUUUUUGAAUAAAACUGAUGCUCGAUCAGAAUAUGCAUGCGAU
This is a messenger RNA of Batrachochytrium dendrobatidis JAM81, 2763 nucleotides long. Its product is annotated as mRNA-binding ubiquitin-specific protease UBP3. Lineage: Eukaryota; Fungi; Chytridiomycota; Chytridiomycetes; Rhizophydiales. The coding region runs from base 352 to 2331 and encodes 659 amino acids. Gene Ontology annotation, biological process: protein deubiquitination. Gene Ontology annotation, molecular function: cysteine-type deubiquitinase activity. Gene Ontology annotation, cellular component: cytosol; nucleus. The transcript is spliced from 4 exons. The record is from RefSeq and is a predicted model, not a curated record.